GCAGGGCGGUGCCGCCGGGAGGAGGCGGGCCCGGCGGCCGGGCGCCCCUUCCCGCGGCGGGCGGAGAGGUGCCGAGGCAGCGCCGUGCGAGCGGCGCCCCGUGUGCCCUCCGUGCGCCCCCCGCCGAGCAUCCCCUCCCCUCCCCUCCGUCCCAUCCCGCCCCGGCCCGGGCCGCCGCCGGGGCAUGGAGGCGGCGCACAGCCUCCCGGUGCUCGACGUCCUCCGCCGCUUCGGUGUAACCGAGAGCUGCGGGCUCAGCCCGGAGCAGGUCCGUCGCAGCCGGGAGAAGUACGGCCCCAAUGAGCUCCCUGCAGAAGAAGGAAAGUCCCUCUGGGAGUUGGUGCUGGAGCAGUUUGAAGAUCUCCUCGUCCGCAUCCUUUUGAUCGCAGCUUUUCUGUCAUUCAUCCUGGCCUGGUUUGAAGAAGGAGAGGAGACCACGACGGCAUUUGUGGAGCCCAUCGUUAUUAUUAUGAUCCUGAUCGCCAAUGCUGUGGUGGGCGUGUGGCAGGAGAGAAAUGCUGAGAGCGCCAUCGAAGCCUUGAAGGAGUACGAGCCUGAGAUGGGGAAGGUGAUCCGCGCCGACCGCAGUGGGGUGCAGCGGAUCCGCGCCCGCGACAUUGUCCCCGGGGACAUCGUGGAGGUGGCAGUUGGCGACAAGGUGCCGGCGGACAUCCGGAUCAUUGAAAUCCGGUCCACCACCCUGCGGGUCGACCAGUCCAUCCUCACAGGGGAGUCUGUGUCGGUGAUCAAACAUGCUGACCCCAUCCCUGACCCCCGGGCUGUCAACCAGGACAAGAAGAACAUGCUUUUCUCCGGCACCAACAUCGCAGCUGGGAAGGCCGUAGGGGUUGUCAUUGCGACAGGCGUGUACACCGAGAUCGGGAAGAUCCGAAACCAGAUGGUGGAGACAGAGCCCGAGAAGACCCCCUUGCAGCAGAAGCUGGACGAGUUCAGCCAGCAGCUCUCCAAAGUGAUUUUCCUGGUGUGCAUUGCCGUCUGGGUCAUCAACGUCAGCCACUUCAGCGACCCUGUCCACGGGGGCUCCUGGUUUCGGGGGGCCAUCUACUAUUUCAAGAUUUCAGUGGCACUGGCAGUGGCUGCCAUUCCCGAGGGCCUCCCGGCCGUCAUCACCACCUGCCUGGCGCUGGGCACGCGCCGCAUGGCCAAGAAGAACGCCAUCGUCCGGAGCCUGCCCUCGGUGGAGACCCUGGGCUGCACCUCCGUCAUCUGCUCCGACAAGACCGGCACUCUCACCACCAACCAGAUGUCCGUCUGUCGGAUGUUCAUUAUGGAGAAGGUGGAGGGCUCCCAGUGCAGCCUGCACGAGUUCAGCAUCACCGGCUCCACCUACGCCCCCGAGGGACAGAUCCUGAAGGAUGAGCAGCCGGUGCAGUGCGGGCAGUACGACGGGCUGGUGGAGCUGGCCACCAUCUGCGCCCUCUGCAACGACUCCUCGCUGGACUACAACGAGUCCAAAAAAGUCUACGAGAAGGUGGGGGAAGCCACUGAAACAGCCCUGACGUGCCUGGUGGAGAAGAUGAACGUCUUCAACACUGACACCAGCAAACUCUCCAAGGUGGAGCGAGCCAACGCCUGCAAUUCAGUGAUCAAGCAGCUGAUGAGGAAGGAGUGCACCCUGGAGUUCUCCCGCGACCGCAAGUCCAUGUCGGUGUACUGCACGCCCACCGGCCCCGGCCACAACUCCGCUGGCAGCAAGAUGUUUGUCAAGGGCGCCCCAGAAAGCGUGAUCGAGCGCUGCACCCACGUCCGCGUGGGCACUGCCAAGGUCCCGCUGACGGCCCCGGUGCGGGAGAAGAUCCUGGGCAGGAUCCGGGACUGGGGCAUGGGCAUCGACACGCUGCGCUGUCUGGCCCUGGCCACCCACGACGCGCCCGUCCGCAGGGAGACCAUGCAGCUGCACGACACCGCCGCCUUCGUCCACUACGAGAACAACCUGACCUUCGUGGGCUGCGUGGGGAUGCUGGACCCUCCCCGCAAGGAGGUGACCUCCUCCAUCGAGAUGUGCCGCAAGGCUGGCAUCCGCGUCAUCAUGAUCACCGGUGACAACAAGGGCACGGCAGUGGCCAUCUGCCGCAGGAUCGGCAUCUUCUCAGAGAGCGAGGACGUGGCUGGCAAAGCCUACACGGGCCGCGAGUUCGACGAGCUGCCCCCUGAGGUGCAGCGGCAGGCGUGCCGUCAUGCCCGAUGCUUUGCCCGCGUGGAGCCGGCACACAAGUCCCGCAUCGUCGAGUACCUCCAGUCCUUCCACGAGAUCACGGCCAUGACAGGCGAUGGUGUCAACGACGCCCCGGCCCUGAAGAAAGCGGAGAUUGGCAUCGCCAUGGGGUCGGGCACGGCCGUCGCCAAGUCAGCCGCAGAGAUGGUGCUCUCUGACGACAACUUCUCCACCAUCGUGUCAGCCGUUGAGGAGGGCAGGGCCAUUUACAACAACAUGAAGCAGUUCAUCCGCUAUCUCAUCUCUUCCAACGUCGGGGAGGUCGUUUGCAUCUUCCUGACGGCCAUCCUGGGCUUGCCCGAGGCCCUCAUCCCCGUACAACUGCUGUGGGUGAACCUGGUGACGGACGGGCUGCCGGCCACUGCACUGGGCUUCAACCCCCCUGACCUGGACAUCAUGGACAAGCUGCCCCGCAACCCCAAGGAGCCCCUCAUCAGCGGCUGGCUCUUCUUCCGCUACCUGGCCAUCGGAGUGUACGUGGGCCUGGCCACGGUGGGUGCAGCGACCUGGUGGUUCUUGUACGACGCCGAGGGACCGCAGGUCUCCUUCCAUCAGCUGAGGAACUUCAUGAGGUGCACUGAGGACAACCCCAUCUUUGAAGGAAUCGACUGUGAGAUCUUUGAGUCCCGAUACCCAACCACAAUGGCUCUGUCCGUGCUGGUGACAAUUGAAAUGUGCAACGCUCUGAACAGUGUCUCUGAGAACCAGUCGCUGCUGCGGAUGCCACCAUGGCUCAACAUCUGGCUGCUGGGGGCCAUCGUCAUGUCCAUGGCUCUGCACUUCCUCAUCCUCUACGUCAAGCCCAUGCCUCUCAUCUUCCAAGUAACGCCCCUGAGCUGGCCACAGUGGGUGGUUGUAAUGAAAAUCUCCCUGCCCGUUAUCCUGCUGGACGAAGGACUCAAGUACCUUUCCCGUAACCACCUGGACGGCAUUCUCAGGACGGUAAGACACACGUGGAGCGGGGACCACCAGUUGAAAACCUGCAGGACUCCAGAGCAAGGGAGAAGAGGACAGGAAAUGAAUGACACGAAGGAAACGCUCCUAACUAAAGGAUCCCUAACUUGUAACUCGGACUGAAGUCUUGCAUGCAUGACCAUCGCUAGAAGCCAGCAGGACAUGCAUGUGUCCGACUAUCAGACAAAUGCGGGUGAAUCGUCGAAAAGAAAAAUACUGAUUUUGUUUUGUUUCGUAGCUUUCUUUUUCCUGUACAUAAGAGUGCAAUUACUGGACAGCUGGCGUAGGGUUUGGGGACGGAGCUGUGUGGACCUGGGUCGUCGUAACGCGGUUCCUUGGAGAUUUAUUCCUGCAAAAUUUGAGACCCUCUUUCCAAUUUUCACCCUGACCGGGUGAGCUCAGGCAAGGCAUCCUUCACGGGACAUCAAGGGGGGCAGUCGGGAUUUUAGGCACUCUGCGGAGCGCGGGUGGGAGGCUGUGUCCCCGAGCCGGGCAGGAUGCGCAGGGCAGCUCGCAGGGCCGGGAAGGGCUUGGCGGUGGGCGAGGGCAGGGGAGGGAGGCGAGGGGGCCGUGGGUUGGGGUCGCUGACCCUCGAUGAUGUCCACGGUGUCGGUGAGCGCAUCGCCGCGGUGCCUGCGGGCUGCAGCAGCUGGAAGUAGCUUUACACCACAGUGGUGGUGUGGCUCUCGCGGAUGUGCGUUCAUACGUCGAGGUCAGGCGCGUGUGGUGGAAACUGAAGUUCUCCCCAUUGAUCACACUGUCCUGUUUGACCCCCCUGUUGUGCAAAGCCCCGCACCUUCUCAGGCUCAUCCAACACCAAAGCAUGACCUGGUCUUGUCUGUUCUCCGUCCGGUGUCUUGUUAGAUCCCAUCUGCACUAUUUAAGCCGUAGCCCUCUUCCUCGUAGGGGCAACCAUUUCAGGCAAAGCAUGGGGGUGACCAACUUCGCGUUCCUCAUGUCUGCCGCUCACUCUUGGUCACGCUUUCUCUACUCGGUUGAUUUUUAACUAUUUCCCUGGCAGGAGUAGAGCUUAAGUCCUUAGAAGCACGUCCAUGAGUUUGUGUCCUCUGCCUCGGAGGACGUCGCUGUCUUGCACAGGGCAUCGUUGACAUCGGUGAUCUGCCUUUGAGACAGGAAUGAAUGUAUGCGUGUACAUAACGUAGUCCUUCUCCGUGAGCGGUGUUUGUCGUGGCAUCCCUUUUUAUAAGGCACCAACUUUAUUUUAUCUUCUUGGGAAUUUUCUGCGGCAGGAGUGACAGGCUGCAGCGAGAGUCUGUGGAUGAGGAGUGGAUUUUGGGAUCCAGUAAAUUGAUCUUUCUCCGUGGAGCUGUGUCAGCGGAGGAGCUGACAGCGAGCGAUUUCUUCUCCAGCUCUCCAAAUCCUCCCUCCUGGUUUCCUCACGUUCCCCUACGAUCCGUCCUGAUGACAUUUAGUUAGCCAGACCCUGUUUCUUUCCUUUCUCUUAAAUUCCAGCAACAGCACUAGAGCCAGGGUUUUGCAUAGCAUUUGGCUCCUCUGCUGCUGGGUUUUUUUUUCUUUUACCGUUUUGCCUCUUCAAAGCUGCCAGUGCUUUUCUGUUUCUCUUUCACCUGGGCGAGAGCUGUUCUUCCUCUGUACAGUAGGUGCCAAACGCCAUCCUUCCUUUCUUUUCUCCAUCACCAGCAUUGAAGAUGAGCAGAGCCCCCAGACCAAUGGGAAUGUACAGAAUUGUUAUACUACUGAGCUGAUUUAAUUGUACAGAAAACCUUGCAUGAAAUGUUGUUACUGUAUUUAAUAUAUAAUGUAUUCAAGGAAUUUUAAUAUGGAGCUCUUUAAAAAGAUCUUUAUAGAUACUCUGUGGUUAGAAGAUUGUUGCUGAUUUUUUUUUUAAAUAUUAUUAUACUUUGUCUUGAAGAAGUUUUAUUUUUCAAACGUGUUAUGUCUAAUUGAUUUAAUUGGUGAUCCCGUGGGGCAACCAAUUCCUCUUUAAAGAUGUUCACCGUGGAUGAGACUCACCCUGGCGCAGAGGACCAGGGCACGACCCAGGUACUGCUGAAGCCUUCAAAAUAAGGCUUCAGUAAGAUUAAUGCUGUAGACGUGUGAUUUGCCCUUCCCCAAAGGGUGGAUUUCACCUUUAUUUUAGUACAGAUCAUCUCCAGCUCUCUGUGGCAGGAAAGAACCAGCGGGAAUUAAAUCCAGUACGAGCUCCGUGACUCCGGAGGAAAUUGCUUUGGUGUUUCCCUGAGGCUGAAAACCAGUUUGGGAGAGGCUGGACCUGAUUCAGAGCACCCCGUUGGCAGGGUCCAGCGGGGCUUUCAGCUGCCCGAUGGCAUCUCCCUGGGACGUGGUGGCCUUGGUCCGUCACACCUGUGGAGACCUGCUUGGUCCAUCCACUCUGUAUUUCACCAACCCAGUGAAACUGGUUUCCCUGGGCUUAAGGUCUGGUGUCGGAUUAUUAAAUUUACCCUUAAGGUCUAGCAUAGGAUUAUUAAUUUUACCAAAAUACGUAUGUGUGUGUGGAGGAGUUUCUUGUGUAAAGGUCCCGCUAACGAGCACUGAAUAGGAUGGACGUCUCUAAUGUAAGGAGAUGUAAAAGGGGAAAAAAAAAAAAAGAGCAGCUCUGUUUCAGAGCAGAGAUGAAAUAAUGAAAUUUUAACUCGCUGUUGAAUUCCUGCUGGUGAUUUUUGCUUCGUCUCACCUGACACCAGAGCGCUGGAGGUGGUUGUACCAGGCAUCCUUCUGAACCCACUAACAGAAAGGCUGUCUGAAGAGAUGCCGAGUUUGUUAUUUUAUUGUUGAUAGGGAUGCCGCGUUGCUGUUAUUUUAUGAGCGAUGGAGACGCCGUGCUGCUGCAAGCCUGGGCAGUGCCGGUCUGUUUGUGCAGUCGUUGGGUUGCCAUCGUGAGUUACCAAAACCCAAGCCAUCAUGGGCGAGAAACCAGAGCUGUGUCCCAGCCGAAGGCUUGUUCUUUCCAGCAGCAGCGAAUUGCGUUUGCCUUUGUACUGUAAGCCUCUAGAUCUACCUGGAAAAUUGUGCAGGAAACCUGCGCUAACGCUACCUGGAGCAGGCAUCCCCCUUGCUAGGAGGGACCAUUUUGACACAUCCCCAUUUCCCCUUCUUUCCCCCCAUCCUUUAAUUAUUCGGAAUACAGGUUUCAUUCCGUGCUUUUUGAUUACAGAGGCUUAUAGUUCAAAUAUUUUAAUGAAGUAGAAAAAUAUCUGUAGAUCUAAUUAUCUUUCCUUUCUGUUUCGGUGGAGUCAGGACAAAUCACAGAGCAGUUAGUUAUGGCGUGUAUGCCACCGGUAGCGUGCUGGGUGCUUUUACAGACCGGAGCAUGUUCUUGUGCAAACUUGGAGAUCUCGGAGCCGAGACCAUUGCUUUGGGAUCGAGUCUCGUGUCUAUGUGAGGCGUCCGACUGUGUGCAAUACAAGGGAGAUGGACGCUGGGUGGCUGUUUUGCCCAAGAGCUUGUGGAAAAAAAGCAGCUUAGGGGCAAAGCCUCUGGGAUCCUUGCUUUUUUGACAACAAAGUUUAGGAAUUAUUUCCUUUUUAGUUUUAUUUUGAUGGUGCUGCCUGGCAUGUUCAGAGUUUUUAAAUAAAACUUAGUUUUUUUCCGGCAAGAUCUUUAACAUCUGUGGGCUGCUGUGACCGAUCCUCUGCGCGCAGGGAGGCAGCGAUGCGGGAUGCAUGGCGGAGGACGUGCCGGGAUGGCAGCGCGGAGUUGUCCACGAGCACUUUAUACUCCUUUCUCAGGGGCCAGGCACCGCGCUGGGUUGCAGCCAAGGCGGGAGGCGAGGGUCCCGUGUCCCUGGAGCGAGCGCCCGGGGCGGGGGAGUCGGCUUUGGGCAGCAGAUGUGGAAAGUCUUUUGUGCUGCUUUGGGACAUCGUGUCGUUGUGGCCAGUUGCUGGAUAAGCUCUUCCCCCUGUGGCACGUGAUCCCGUCAGGAGGCACGUUGGAAAAGGAAAAAGAGAGAUGCUUGUCAAAGCAAAGAAUACUGCGUCCUAUGUUUUAUUUCUGUCAUGUGGGCACCGUACGGCUCAGGGUCUGGAUGAAGUCUUUGAUUUGUGUGUUUGAGACUUUGGCACUGUGAAGAUGUCGUACGUGUGUUUCUGAUGCUCUGCUCAGCCAAGGCUGGAUGGUGCCCCCGGGUGCUGGAGAAGUCAGGAGUAGGAGGGACAGGCUUUGCUAUAGGGGCUGGGGGAUUUCAUUCCCCUAACAGCAAUGAAUCUGGGAUUGGAGCGGGGUAGUGGUGUGGAUGGCAGGAGGAGCCAGAGGAGCGCUAGGACAACGCGGCAGCAAUUUUUGGUCCAUCUUUUGUACGUCAGGUCGAUGGUGCUGCUUCCCAGGCAGGGUCCUGCUCCACAACACUCAUCAAACAACUGCUGUGCAGAGCUCAGGCUAACGCUGUCCUGGGUGGUGGGAGAUGUUCAUGAGGUUCAGCGACCUUGGGAUCACGUCACUCCUGGAACUCAAACACACAGGAGUUCCCAAUACCGGCUGCUAAGACUUACUGUGAUUUUUGGUCCAUACCUGGCGUGGCCAUCACCUUGUAUAAAAGAUGCCAGAGAUUCAGUCGUCCCUGUUCAGUCCCACCCAGGCUUUUUUCUGCCCCCCCAUCUCUGCAGUGGCACUUUCUGGCAGGGCUUGUCCCCAGUGGGGAGAUGGCCCAGGGGUCAGGUCUUUGGGACAAAGGAGAAGGGCUUCACCCCACGCAGAGCUUGCACAGCACAGUUUGGGUUGGGGGUGCAGUGAGGAAGGGGACACACCGGGUGAAUUGUGCUCCCUGGACCUGUCCUCUCGGUGCCAUUCAGCUUUCGGUAUGAAUGGGGCAUUAAACGAGCUGAAAUCUGCGUGCAGCCCCUGGAGCGAUGGGGACGUGGGUACCGCCGGUGGGCGUCCGAGCUGGGGAUGCUGCUGGGUGCUUGGGAGCAAGAGGAGGGCGAGCGCUGAGCUGCUGGCGGGUGCUCUCAGUGGCUUCAGUCUGGGAAUAUGAUGAUUUUUUUAAUAUGAGAUGCCCGAACAGCCAAAUCUAGAAUUCUCUGAGUUUGUGCUUCGUAGCGAAAGGUAAAUCAUUAUAUCUUGGGGGGGGUGGGAGGGUGUUAUGUGAAAGAGCCAAGGUUUCCUAUUUUAUUGUAUGAGAGAUAUUUUUCCACUAAAUUACCGCUUCCUAAAUCAUGUCCUUUGUCCGACUGUAAAUAGCCAGGUGUGCCGUGAAGACGUGGGAAGGCUCCUCGUGGUCACAUCCGUACGAUCCACUCUGUUCACACAAUAUUGGGCUGAUUUGUUUUAUACUUAUGAAAUUACAGAAAUAAAAGCAAUUUUACUGGA
Molecule: messenger RNA, 8497 nt
Organism: Grus americana (Whooping crane)
Lineage: Eukaryota; Metazoa; Chordata; Aves; Gruiformes; Gruidae
Gene: ATP2A3
Product: ATPase sarcoplasmic/endoplasmic reticulum Ca2+ transporting 3
Exons: 22
Coding region: 185-3313 (1042 amino acids)
Biological process (GO): intracellular calcium ion homeostasis; calcium ion transmembrane transport
Cellular component (GO): membrane
Molecular function (GO): ATP hydrolysis activity; ATP binding; P-type calcium transporter activity
Source: RefSeq, a predicted model, not a curated record